AGUAUGGGAGAAAGCAGGAAGAACAUUUUUAAUUUCACUUUCACUUUAGGGGCUAUCACACUGUAGCAUUUAGCAUAGAGCAGAGCUGAGCAAGGAAACAGACCAAAAAAAACAACCUCUUGACUAAUCAAGCUUACAAGCUGUCAUGGCCUUCCAGUACCCUGGCGCAAGACGAGAUGAGGAAAAGGUGGAUGACUAUCAUGGCGUCAAGAUCUGUGAUCCUUAUGCCUGGCUAGAGGACCCAGAUAGUGAGGAAACCAAGGCUUUUGUGGAGGCACAGAAUCAACUGACGAUGCCUUUCCUGGAGAAUUGUGCUGUGCGAACACAAUUCCACCAGCGCCUCACUGAACUCUACGACUACCCCAAAUUCAGCUGCCCCUACAAGAGAGGGAACCGGUACUUCUACUUCCACAACCAGGGCCUGCAGAACCAGGAUGUGCUGUAUGUGCAGGACUCUCUGGACGGUACCGCCACGGUGUUCUUUGACCCAAACACCCUCUCUGAAGAUGGAACUGUGGCCCUAAAGAUGGGGUGCCUCUCUGAAGAGUGCGAGUUCUUUGCGUACGGUCUGAGCACCAGCGGCUCCGACUGGGUGACGGUGCGCUUCAUCAAGGCGGACGACCUGAGCCCACUGCCCGAUGUGCUGGAGAGGGUCAAGUUCAGCUGCCUGGCCUGGACCCAUGAUGCAAAGGGUGUCUUUUACAACUGCUACCCUCCUCAGGAUGGAAAGGCAGAUGGCACAGAGACAACAUCAAACCUCAACCAGAAGCUCUACUACCAUGUAAUAGGGACCAGCCAGUCUGAGGAUAUCCUGGUGGCAGAGUUUCCUGACAACCCAAAAUGGCACAGUGGAGUAACGGUUUCUGAUGAUGGACGCUAUGCUCUUCUGUCCAUUACUGAAGGCUGUGAACCAGUCAACCGGCUAUGGUAUUGUGACCUACAGCAAUUACCCAAUGGAAUCAAAGGGAUGCUGCCUUGGGUUAAACUGGUGGAUAACUUCGAGGCACAGUACUCGUACGUCACCAACGAGGGCAGCCUGCUCACCUUCCGCACCAACCUGGAGGCGCCGCGCUACCGGCUCAUCAACAUCGACCUCCAAAAGCCAGACCCGGCCCAGUGGAGCACCCUGAUCCCCGAGCACCCCAAAGACGUCCUGGGGUUUGUGGCCUGUGUGAACCAGCGCCACCUCCUGGUGAACUAUCUGCACGACGUGAAGGAUGUGCUGCAGCUGAGAGAGUUGUCGUCAGGCGAGCUGAUCCGAGACCUGCCCCUUGAUGUGGGCACGGUGGUAGGCAUCAGCUGUAAGAAGAAGCACUCUGACUUCUUCUAUAAGUUCACCUCCUUCACCACGCCAGGGAUCAUCUUCCACUGUGACCUGAGCCAGUCUCCCCCAGAGCCACGGGUCUUCAGACGGGUGGAGGUGAAGGGAAUCCAGCAGGAGGACUACCAGACCACACAGGUGUUCUACCCAAGCAGAGAUGGAAUAAAGAUCCCCAUGUUCCUUGUUCAUGCCCGUGGCAUCAUCAAGAAGGAUGGGACAAACCCUGUCUUCCUCUAUGGUUACGGAGGCUUUGAUCACUCCAUUCAGCCAUACUACAAUUCUUCAUACCUGUUGUUCGUCAGACACCUGGGCGGCAUUGUGGCUGUGGCCAACAUCCGCGGAGGGGGAGAGUAUGGCCAGACCUGGCACAAAGGUGGCACGCUUGGAAACAAGCAGAACUGCUUCGAUGACUUCCAGUGUGCUGCUGAGUAUCUGAUCCAGGAGGGAUACAGCACAUCCAGCCGCAUAGCCAUUAAUGGAGCCUCCAAUGGGGGACUGCUCGUGGCGGCAUGUGUGAACCAGCGGCCGGAGCUGUUUGGCUGUGCCGUGGCUGAAGUUGGGGUCAUGGACAUGCUCAAGUUCCACAAGUUCACCAUCGGCCAUGCCUGGACCACUGACUAUGGCUGUGCGGACAAGCCUGAGGAGUUCCAGUGGCUUAUCAAGUACUCCCCUCUGCACAACCUCCCCCCUGCCCCACGCGACGGCCCUCCGUACCCGGCCAUGCUGCUUCUGACCGCGGACCACGAUGACCGCGUGGUGCCCCUGCACACGCUCAAAUACGUGGCGGCGCUGCAGCACGGCGUGGGACGCAGCCCCGGCCAGCGGCAGCCGCUGAUGGUGCGCGUGGACACACGCAGCGGACACGGCGCCGGCAAGCCCACCACCAAGGCCAUCCAGGAGGACGCCGACGUCUACGCCUUCAUCGCCCAGGUGCUGGGCCUCAGCUGGAAGGACUGAGAGGGGGGAGACAAAAGCACAAUGGAACAAAACUGAAAACUAUGAAGUACCCCUGGGGUGCGUUUCCCAAAACCAUAGUUGCUAGCCUGUUAGCAACUUAGUUGGUUGGCAAUGGGAAAUUGCAUUGCAACGAACAAAGUUGCUAACUUAGUUAGCAACUAUGGUUUUGGGAAACGGAUCCCUGGAAAGCACAAUUGGUUUGCUCUCAAUAACAUUCACACACCUCUGAUUAGAUCAUCAAAUGCAACUUCAAAAUAAGCCAUCACUGCCAAAUAAUAAUCAUUUUAAAAAGUCAUAUUUUUGUGGAAAAUGUAUUAUGUUCUACACUGCACAGUGUCUGUAAUCCUUCUUUUCAACACUAGAUGGCAACAGCAGACAACUUUUAUGCGUUACCAUUAUGCACACACAAUGACAACCACUGCCAAAACCACAGUACUGAAAUCUGGCCAAAUGUCAGGCUCUUUCUCUAGACUAAGCCAUGUUUGUAGUCUGAUUAAGAGAGCUGUGCCCCGAGGACUUUAAUUACAAAACUAAUCAAAUGUGUUGGGGGUGAGGGGUGUCACAGAAUACCAUCAUGAAACAAAUGUGAAGAAUGAGAAGAAAAGUGAGCCACACAGUACUAUCAGUGCAUGAUGUAUACAAACAUAUAUUAUUAACCCUUCCCAUAGCUCUGGUCAGACGAAAGUCUUAUUUGGAAAUAACUGAAUUGUAAAAGUAUGUCUGGCAAUUAACAUAAAUAAAGGUAAAAAAGUA
This is a messenger RNA of Alosa alosa (allis shad), 3031 nucleotides long. RefSeq names its product prolyl endopeptidase-like. Lineage: Eukaryota; Metazoa; Chordata; Actinopteri; Clupeiformes; Clupeidae. The transcript has 15 exons. Gene Ontology annotation, molecular function: oligopeptidase activity; serine-type endopeptidase activity. Bases 146 to 2278 code for a protein of 710 amino acids. Gene Ontology annotation, cellular component: cytosol. Gene Ontology annotation, biological process: proteolysis. The record is from RefSeq and is a predicted model, not a curated record.